Molecule: messenger RNA, 848 nt
Organism: Acromyrmex echinatior (Panamanian leafcutter ant)
Lineage: Eukaryota; Metazoa; Arthropoda; Insecta; Hymenoptera; Formicidae
Source: RefSeq, a predicted model, not a curated record
AAAAGGAUAAUACUAAACGGAUAUUGGAAGUGCAUUACUGCUUCAUAAUGCUAGUGAAUGUUACCUUGAUCCCGUUCUUUCUGGGUAUCGUCGCAAAUGUUUCAGAAGAUUCGUAUUUUAAUCCAGAAUAUUUAUACAAGAUGAAUAAAAUCAAGAUAGAAUACGGAGUGUACGACGAUAUAACAAAAUUAAACUCUACAAUAGCAUGUCAUCCCAUUCAAAUGAAAAUUCUGCGCUGUUACUUGUAUGAUAUCACGUCGAAUUAUUUGGACGAAAAGUUUAUAUUGAGCAAUCUCCAAGGAAAGUGGUUUGAGAUGGAAUUCAAUAAUCGUGGUGUACUGAAUGCAUCCAAACCUAAAUCCAACGUUCCCAAGAACUCUAGAAAUUUUAUUCGAGAUAUUGUUUCUCAAUUUAACAUAAAUAUUAAUAUAAAGAUUCAUGGAUUCGAGGAAGAUAGGUAUUUGGGUAUCAUGAACGAAAAUACACUAAUAGGUAUUUGCACAACUACAUACAAUACAGCUAUAAUAUAUAGAGAGAAGAAUGCAAAUGAACAAAUGGAUUCCAAUUUUCAAAUUAGAUUGUUAAAGAAUCACUUCUUUGACCAAAAAGAUUUACACGUACACAUUGUGAAAAAUAGGCAGAAUUGCACUUAUUCAUCAGAUUUUGUCAACUUUUUGAAAGAUGGAAAAGUGACAACAUAUGAUCAUAUAAUAAAAUUGAUCGAUAAUAAACUAAAAUUUAUUACCACAUUGGAAAUGCGAUUAUUUUAUUCAAGAAACUCUAUGGGAAGACCCAAAUUUAAAGAAACAACGGAAUUAAACCUGAUUGAUAUCAGAGCUCGAAAAUAA